AUGCCGGAACCGAUGGCCGACACCACGGCCGAGCCGAUCAGCGACAGCACCAGCGGCGGCUUUUCUCUAUCCAUGUGGGUGUCUGGUCACAUCAUCAGAAGACUGGUUUUAGUAUCAAGCGACCAGUUUCACAUUGUAAAGUGGAAUGUUGAAGAAGAGGCGGCCACGAACAACCCGCGGACCGCCGCCGACCUCUUGCGUGGGGUCCGCGAGCAGGUCGCGGACAUCGACCCCGCUGCCGAGGCAAUUAAUACCUUGCUUCACCGCGUCAUGUGGCGCUACACCAAGGCCCACAUGCAGUCGACACGCGAGGACCUGUCCGAGGGGCAAUUGGUCGGCGAGGCCCGGCUUCACGAGGACUUCCUCGCGCAGAUCGGCUCACUCGAGAGCGUCGUGUGCAAGUGCACGAGGAAAGCGAGGGCGUGGGGGAGGCUUUCCAACGGCGGGUACAGCUCCACAAACGCGAAGGCAUUCCAGGAAGGGUGA
Ectocarpus sp. CCAP 1310/34 is the source of this 486-nucleotide messenger RNA. The record is from the annotation of a GenBank genome assembly. NCBI's taxonomy places the organism in Eukaryota, Phaeophyceae, Ectocarpales, Ectocarpaceae.